AAUGGGAGAAGAGUGUAAUGGAGACCAUUGAUGAGCUAAACCUCAUCUCAAAGAGAGUGAAUUUUGGUAAUUCAGGCCAUGGUUGUGAUGUCAAACAUGAUGUCCCGGCCGUGUUCUUCUCGAAUGGGGGCUAUACCGGCAAUGUGUACCACGAAUUCAACGAUGGAAUCAUUCCUUUGUACAUUACCUCCCAGCAUUUCAACAAGAAGGUUGUGUUUGUGAUCCUUGAAUAUCACAAUUGGUGGAUCACCAAGUAUGGAGACAUUCUUUCUCACCUUUCGGAUUAUCCGGCCAUCGAUUUUAGAGGAGACAACAGAACUCAUUGCUUCCCUGAAGCCAUUGUUGGCCUUAGAAUCCACGAUGAGCUCACGGUGGAUUCGGCUUUGAUGCAAAGGAACAAGAGCAUUGUUGACUUUAGAAACCUUCUUGAUAAGGCCUAUUGGCCGCGGAUUCAUGGAUUGAUUCAAGAUGAAGAAAGGGAAGCCCAAGAAAAGUUAAGAAAACAAAUGUCUUCAUCCCCAUCAUCAGAAUCAGAACCAGAAUCAGAAUCUCCACAGAAACAAGAGUAUAUAAUUAAGCAAAAAGUACAAGAGAAUCCAUUGAAGAAACCCAAGUUGGUUAUUCUCUCUAGAGACAAAUCAAGAGCCAUAACAAAUGAAAAUUCUAUGGUUAAAAUGGCUGAGGAAAUUGGCUUUGAAGUCGAAGUCUUGAAGCCAGACAGAACAACAGAAUUGGCCAAGAUUUAUAAGUCACUGAAUGCAAGUGAUGUGAUGAUCGGCGUCCACGGCGCAGCAAUGACACAUUUCUUGUUCUUGAGGCCUGGCUCAGUGUUCAUUCAAGUUGUUCCUCUUGGCACAACUUGGGCUGCAGAAACAUAUUAUGGUGAACCUGCAAGAAAACUUGGUUUGAAGUACAUUGGCUAUGAAAUUCAGAUUAGAGAGAGCUCUUUGUAUGAGAAGUAUGAUAAGAAUGAUCCUGUUCUAAGGGACCCCCAAAGCAUCACAAAGAAAGGUUGGGAAUUCACAAAGAAGAUCUAUCUUGAUAGCCAAAAUGUUGUGUUGGAUCUCAGAAGAUUCAGAAAAAGGUUGCAGCAUGCUUAUGAGUACAUAGUCUCCAAAUCAAAUCACAGCACAGAGUAAAAUUUUCAUUUUGUUCUUUUGUUUCAUUUUACUUCUCUAUGUUCAUUCUUUGAUAUGUGGGAGGAAAGAAAGAUUACAUUUUUUUUUAGUAUUGAGCAUGUUGUGUACAGCAAAAUACUUAAAAAUGAAUUACAGAAUGUGUAAGUAUAAGAGCAACAACUUUCCUUUUUGGUGUGAAUAAAUUAAGGAUUUAAUUUGUGAAUUUAA
Messenger RNA from Arachis ipaensis, 1346 nucleotides. The record is from RefSeq and is a predicted model, not a curated record. Lineage: Eukaryota; Viridiplantae; Streptophyta; Magnoliopsida; Fabales; Fabaceae.